AUGGCGCUCUAUGGUGCAAAAGCUGACGGACAAACAGAUGAUAGCACGGCAUUUCUUCAAGCUUGGAAUGCUGCCUGUUCUUCAACUGGAUCAUCAGUUGUAUAUGUACCACAGAUGACGUUUCUGAUCAAUCCAGUUACCUUUGAGGGGCCAUGCCACAGUGACAAGAUUACAGUGCAGGUAGCUGGGAAGCUUAUUGCUUCAACAGAUAAUAGCUUGUGGAGCGAUAACAGCAAAAAUUAUUGGCUGCAAUUCAGGAAUGUGAUUGGCUUAACAGUUGAAGGUGGAGGAAUUUUAGAUGGACGAGGAGCUUCUUGGUGGACAGAGGUGAAUGGAAAGAAGACAAAUCAGAUUGGACCCACGACAUUGAGAUUUACAGGCACCGUGAAUACCAUAGUUAGAAAGAUCACUUCAAUCAACAGCAAGCAGUUUCAUAUAAACUUCGAUAGCUGCAAUUAUGUUGAGGUUGAAGGUGUGACUAUUAACGCUCCAGGUGACAGUCCUAAUACUGAUGGAAUUCAUGUGGGACAGUCUUCCAAUGUUCAAAUUAGAAACAUCAUUGUAGGAACAGGAGACGACUGUAUUUCUAUUGGACCAGGAUCCUUCAAUGUUGACAUUGAAGGAGUUACAUGUGGGCCAGGGCAUGGAAUGAGUAUUGGAAGUCUUGGUGAAGAUAACACCCUUGCUACUGUAAAGAACGUAACAGACAGUGGAGUUUCUUUUCACGACACACAGAAUGGAGUAAGGAUCAAAACCUGGCAGGGAUGGAACGGUUUUGCAACUGAUAUAACAUUCCAAAAUGUAAAAAUGGACAACGUACAAAAUCCCGUUAUAAUUGACCAAUAUUAUUCUCCAUAUGGAAUUCCUACAAAGGGUAAUUCUGGUGUGAAUAUCAGUAAUGUGCUAUACAAGAACAUAACUGGAACAUCGGCUACAAAUGCUGCAAUUGCUUUUGAAUGCAGCCAAAGUGUGCCUUGUGAAGGAGUCAAAGUAGACCAUAUAAAGUUGAGCUAUAACGAUGGAAAAGCAGAUGCUCAAUUUUUGUGUAAAAAUGCACACGUGACCGCAGUUGAUGUUGGGGCUGUGAAGAUGCUGUCAUUUGGUUUGGAGAUCGGCAUUUGGGAGGAGGUUUUCAGACUAAACAGACGCAGUGUGGCAUGGAGGCAGAAUAACAAUAGAAGAAGAUUCACUCAAGGGUGUUUUAAUAAUGGUGCGAAUCAUGGGAAUUCUGAGAAGCAAUUUAAGGGCUUUUCGAGGAAAUGGUCUUUGGAUCUAGGCAAUCAGCGAACGUUUGCUAGGGUUGUUGGCUUGGCAAAUAAGCAGACUGCAGCUAGGGUUUCGGUUUCUUCACAGCAGGUGGGAAAUAAGGUAAAUGUGAACCUCAAGGAAGCUAGUCCAGAAAAAGUAAGUAAGAUACCUUCUGAUCCUAUUCUACCCGAGGUUUCUUCAUCACAGGGAGAGGAAAUCCGAAAAUUGCCAAUAAUCCUUUUGGAUGAUGAAAUGGAUUAUCAGGACCACAAGGAAAAAGCAAUUAGAAGCCUAAAGUUUCUUUCAAAUUGGACAAAUGUGGUUGUCAACAAAGCAUCGGACUGGAUUUCAAAAUUUGUCCAGAUGGAAGGCUUGGAGCAGCAGAUUGAACGAAUCACCAUGGAAAGAGAAGGCCCUGAAGAUGAUGAAGAUGUGGAAUGCGAUUCUAAAGGUUAG
This is a messenger RNA of Cryptomeria japonica (Japanese cedar), 1704 nucleotides long. Its product is annotated as polygalacturonase-like. Gene Ontology annotation, molecular function: polygalacturonase activity. Bases 1 to 1704 code for a protein of 567 amino acids. Lineage: Eukaryota; Viridiplantae; Streptophyta; Pinopsida; Cupressales; Cupressaceae. The transcript has 13 exons. Gene Ontology annotation, biological process: carbohydrate metabolic process. The record is from RefSeq and is a predicted model, not a curated record.